Molecule: messenger RNA, 645 nt
Organism: Vicia faba (fava bean)
Lineage: Eukaryota; Viridiplantae; Streptophyta; Magnoliopsida; Fabales; Fabaceae
Source: the annotation of a GenBank genome assembly
AUGUGGGCACCUGAUAUUUAUGAGGGUUCACCCACCCCGGUUACAACAUUCCUUUCUAUUACGCCUAAAAUUUCUAUUUUUGCUAAUAUUUCACGUGUUUCUAUUUAUGGUUCCUAUGGAUCUACAUUGCAACAAAUCUUCUAUUUCUGCAGCAUGGCUUCUAUGAUUUUAGGAGCGCUGGCCGCCAUGGCCCAAACGAAAGUAAAAAGACCUCUAGCUCAUAGUUCAAUUGGACAUGUAUGUUAUAUUCGUACUGGGUUCUCAUGUGGAACCAUAAAAGUAAUUCAAUCACUACUAAUUGGUAUCUUUGUUUAUGCAUUAAUGACGAUAGAUGCAUUCACCAUAGUUUUAGAAUUACGGAAAACCCGUGUCAAAUAUAUAGCAAAUUUGGGCGCUCUAGCCAAAACAAAUCCUAUUUCGGCAAUAACCUUCUCCAUUACUAUGUUCUCAUACAUAGGAAUACCCUUGUUAGCCAGCUUUUGUAGCCAAUUUUAUUUGUUCUUCGCGGCUUUGGGUUGUGGGGCUUACUUCCUAGCCCCAGUGGGGGUAGUGACUAGCGUUAUAGGUUGUUGGGCAGCCAGAAGGUUGCCACGAGUCAGUAAGUUUGAGGGACCGAAGCAAAUUCUCCGUGCACCAGACACGUAG